Anthonomus grandis grandis is the source of this 1285-nucleotide messenger RNA. RefSeq lists its product as uncharacterized. Gene Ontology annotation, cellular component: extracellular region. Gene Ontology annotation, molecular function: polygalacturonase activity. Lineage: Eukaryota; Metazoa; Arthropoda; Insecta; Coleoptera; Curculionidae. The record is from RefSeq and is a predicted model, not a curated record. The transcript has 4 exons. Bases 25 to 1212 code for a protein of 395 amino acids. Gene Ontology annotation, biological process: pectin catabolic process.
UUCAUUACAGUAAUCAACUUUAAAAUGUUUAGUUGUAAACUGAUCUUCGUAGCCUUUGCUCUUUGCAUUUUGGGUGCCUCAACGCGCCCAAAUCUUAAGCAAACCUUUUCACACGAUAAGAUUGGGUUUGCUAUUCUUAACGAAACCGUUGCACCAGCUCCAGAUGGCUGCUCCAUAACUAGUGUUAGCCAGGUAUCUACUGUUGUUGCUUCCUGUACUACCAUCAAUGUUGGUUCUUUUACGGUUCCUGCUGCCAAUCAGCCUUUGAUCAUGAACUUAAAAACUGGCACCACCAUUACAUUUACUGGUCAACUUACAUUCGCUAAACAUGCUUUUAGUGGAUAUCUAAUUGAAAUUAUUGGUAGCAACGUAAAAGUAAUAGGAUCAAGCACUCAUCUUUUCCACGGCCAAGGUGAACAAUAUUGGGAUGGUAAAGGAGGUGCUGGUACAACCAAGCCAACCUUUAUGUAUCUUAAAGGAACAUCAGGCUCAUCUUUUACUGGAUUAAGUCUUAAAAAUUGUCCAAUGAGGUGUGUUGCUAUUGACAAUUCCAAUGACAUCACAGUUUCUGGAUUCUUGAUCGAUAAUCGUGCAGGAGCACCUGGUACUGCUGCAUCAGGAAAGGAAGGUCAUAAUACUGAUGGAUUUGAUGUGGCGGCCACCCAAUAUUUGUCUCUCAAAAACAACGUGGUAUAUAACCAAGAUGAUUGCAUCGCCAUUAAUAACGGAGCUCAUAUGGUUAUUGAUUCUCUAAAUUGCGAUGGAAGCCAUGGCUUUGACAUUGCUACUGGAAUGUCUACCACUGAUACAUCCAAAAAUAUAGUCAAUAAUAUCACUUUCCAGAACUCCAAAUUGUAUAAUGGGAUGUACGGUCUUCACAUUUUAACUUGCAAUGAUGGUGGUACUGGAUAUGUAAAAAAUAUCGUUUACAAAAACAUCACUUUUAGCGGAGCUUCUGACUAUGGAAUCAUGAUUCAGCAAGACUUCUCCAAUUCUGCUCAAGGCUCAACCGGAAAUCCAACUGGAAAUGUUCCAAUUUCUAAUGUGAAAUACCAAAGCGUUACUGGCGUAAUGAAUGGACAAUAUUCAUAUGCUCUUAGUAUUCGUUGUGCAACUAGUUCCUGUUCCGAUAUUGCAUUCAGCAGUGUAAGCAUCACAAAUGCUAAGUCAGCCAACGAAUGCAGGAACUACACCAUAAGCGGAUGGUGCUAAUAGAAAUGUUUAAUGAUUAUAUAAUUGGAUUUAGAAAUGUGGAUCAGAUAAUAAAAUUCAUUAUUUUACUUUA